This is a messenger RNA of Parasteatoda tepidariorum (common house spider), 1291 nucleotides long. RefSeq names its product LIM domain only protein 3. Gene Ontology annotation, biological process: positive regulation of transcription by RNA polymerase II. NCBI's taxonomy places the organism in Eukaryota, Metazoa, Arthropoda, Arachnida, Araneae, Theridiidae. Gene Ontology annotation, molecular function: DNA-binding transcription factor binding; transcription coactivator activity. Gene Ontology annotation, cellular component: nucleus. The record is from RefSeq and is a predicted model, not a curated record.
GCGCCGUCGGCUGAAUUUCAAAGCAAAGAGGCGCACAGUUCCAUAUUGCUCUUCCUUCGGAACGGAGAACACUCUCUCCUGUUUACAGACAAAACCCUUCACGUGACACGCUCCUGUUUUUCCUCUUUUUUCUCGGGAGUUUCUUCCGCUUCGGCGACUAUGACUUUUCACCGGAUUGUGCGCAAUUGUUGUUUCGGUGCUUUUGAGAACUGUGUUUAAGAAAUGAAAGUUUAUUUAUAAAUAAAUAUCGGAGAAUUCGAUUUAUGAACAAGAAACAAUAUUUCUUAUUUUUGUAAAAGAAGAACAGUGGAAUUAUUCUUGGUUGAAAUCGUUCAAGAAAGAAAACAACGUAAAAGUCUUUGGAUGGAGGUAAAGAGCGAAAUUGUACAGCAGAGGCCAGCAAUGGGGUUCUCCACAACCGGCGGUUCUUGUGGUCAAGCCAGCUGUGCUGCCUGCCAGAAACCUAUUCGUGAGAGGUACCUGCUGAAAGCAUUGGAUCAGUAUUGGCAUGAAGAUUGCCUCAAGUGCACUUGCUGUGAUUGCAGAUUGGGAGAAGUGGGCUCAACUCUCUUCACCAAAGCUAACCUCAUCCUUUGUAAAAGAGACUACCUAAGAUUAUUUGGCACAACGGGCAUGUGUUCGGCGUGUAACAAAACUAUUCCAGCUUUCGAGAUGGUGAUGAAGGCGAAAGGAAAUGUUUACCAUCUGGAAUGCUUUGCUUGCCAACAGUGCAAUCACAGGUUCUGCGUCGGAGAUCGGUUUUACCUCUACGACAACAAAAUUCUGUGUGAAUACGAUUAUGAAGAACGUGUUCUGUUUGCAUCUCUGCCCUUCACAUCCCAGGGGUUAGCCCAACUGAAAAGGCAGGCACAACAAAUGACAGAAACUGGAGUCAGAGAUGAUGGUUCCAGUGGUUAUGGUAGUGGUGAUUCGCCAUAUGAUGGACGGUAGUAGUUUGCUUCAGUUCAGAUAAAAAAAGAAAAAGCGAGUCUGCUGAUCGUUUUAUGCGAGUCAUGUAAUCGCCAUUUUGAAAGAACUUUUCGAAAGAAAAAAUAUUCCUGCGGCUAGUCCAAAUCAAAUUAUUCUGAGUGAAUGAAGUUUAUUCAGUGUAAAUAAAUGACUCAUCCCGAAUAAAUUUGAGCGAAUGAAAUAGUGAAUGAAUGUGAAUGAAUGACAUGAUUCGAAUGAACAUAUGUGAUUGAAGUAUACUUACAUGAAACUGAAUGAAUAAUGCAUUUCAGUUGAAUUUGUAUGAAUGAAAUGUUCUCAGAUGAAUGUGUCAUAAUGUGUU